CACAUUACAUUGCUUAUUAGAACCAUCGCAUUCAAGAAAUUAAAAUUCUUGAAAUCCUUAAUUUUUUGGUAUUUUGUGUUUGUGGGUACUAGAAAAAAAAAAAAAAAAAAAAGAUUGGAUCUUGUUGGGAGAAGUUUUCUUGAAAUUCCGGCGAUAUUUCAGGCGAGAAAUGGCGCCGGCGGCGACGGAAGAGUGGUCGGUGCAGAAUGACAUGGGUUGUGGUCUAGUCGGAGCGUUGUUCCAACGCGGCGGAUCAAAGCCGAGCAAGUCUCCGCCGUCGCCACGGACUCCCGCCGCCAAGAACCAAAUCACGGUGGACGCCAGGAGGCGGCGGCGGAGCAGUUCCGAGACGAAUUCAAACGGCGGCGGCGAUCACCGGCAAAGAACUCCGAGGUCAACAACCACAAUGCCGCCGCCGCCGACGCAAGUGGCGAACUUAGCCUACACGCAGAGGCUUAGAAGGGAGCCGACGUUCACCUCAAGUGAACUGAGCGUCACCAUUGUAGGCCACAGAAAAUCCAGCGCCGCCGCCACCGCCGCCGCCGGCAGCGGCGAAAGUUUAUACCGCGCUUCCUCCGGAAACGUGAUGCUCCCUGGCCACCUGGGAAAUCUGAACCAAAAACCAUCAAAACAGAAAGAGAGACCAAACGGGAAAGUGUUAGGCAGCCAUCUCGGCGCCACCGCCAUGAUGGGCAACAUUUUCCGGCACUCAAGUUUAAAAACCAUGCUUACUGGUCUCGACAAAAGCAUGAACCCUGACGCUCUGAAAUCCAUGGGAAACCAACACUACAAGCAAGGAAGAUACGAGGAAGCAUUGAAUCUAUACAAUGAAGCCAUCGCCAUAAAUCCCAGAAAUCCAUGUUUCCACAGCAACAAAAGUGCAGCUUUAAUGGCGCUUUCCCGCCCCAUUGAAGCUGUUUUUGAAUGCAGAGAAGCCAUCCGCUUAGACCCUUUCUACCAUAACGCCCAAUACCGCCUAGCAAAUCUAUAUUUCAGGUUGGGAGAAGCAGAGAAAGCUGUGUGCCAUUACGAAAAAUCAGGGCGAAAAGCCGACGGGAAGGACAUUGAUCAAGCUAAAGCUCUAAGCAUAAUUCUUGGCAGUUGCAGUGAAGCUCAAAGAGUUAAAGACUGGGCAUCAUUGCUUAAGCAGAGCCAAAGUGCAUUGUCUUUGGGUUCAGAUUCAUCUCCGCAGAUCUUAGCAAUGAAAGCUGAAGCCUUGAUGAAACUCCAGAGACAUGAAGAAGCAUACACUGCACUUGUGAAAUGGCCUGCUUUUAAUACAGAGCAAUGUACCUCCCUUUUUGGCUCAGCCAAAACUGCAUAUUUCUUAGGAGUUAAAGCUCAAGUCCUCAUGGCUAUUGGAAGGUUUGAGGAUGCUGUGAGUGGUGCUAAGCAAGCGGCCCUGUUGGAUCGAAGCAGCGAACAAAACGCAUUGCUGGUGAAGAAAAUGGCGGCGGUGGCGGCGGCGAGAUCGAGCGCGAAUGAUCUUUUCAAGGCUUCAAAGUUUGCAGAAGCGGCGGCGAUGAACACUCAGGGAUUGGGAUAUGAUCCAUGCAAUGCAGUUCUGCUGUAUAACAGAGCGGCUUGCCGGUUCAAGCUGGGGUUGUUCGAGAAGGCGCUUGAGGAUUGCACCGCCGCGCUUAAUCUCCGGCCGUCGUACAGAAAGGCAAGAACACGGCGAGCUGACUGUAAUAUUAAGCUGGAGAGAUGGGUGGCUGCGAUUCAAGAUUGCGAGGUGUUGAUCCAAGAAACGCCGGGAGAUGAGGCGGUGAGGCGGCUGUUCUCGGCGGCGAAACAGCGGCUGGACCGGCAGCGACAGGUGGAUUACGGCCAUAGGUUGCAACUACGGCCCCGCUCCGAUCUGGUUUUGGUCUCUUAGCACAUAACAAUAUAUAUAUAUAUUGUCAAAAGUUUUGUGUUCAAUUCUCAUUUAUUUAAU
Messenger RNA from Ipomoea nil (Japanese morning glory), 1939 nucleotides. RefSeq names its product TPR repeat-containing thioredoxin TTL1. The transcript has 6 exons. Lineage: Eukaryota; Viridiplantae; Streptophyta; Magnoliopsida; Solanales; Convolvulaceae. Gene Ontology annotation, molecular function: protein binding. The record is from RefSeq and is a predicted model, not a curated record. Bases 170 to 1879 code for a protein of 569 amino acids. Gene Ontology annotation, cellular component: cytoplasm.